AUGCAAUCUCUACUCCUCCCCGCUCCGUGGUUUUCAAAUUCGCAUUUUGGGCCACAUCGAUUUGAAUUCGAUACUGGCCAUAUUCCUAUUCACUCACGGGCGCCAUCAACGGGGCCGAAACCCAGCCUGAGGGCAGAUCACCCACCUCCCCCUAUGUCAGGCCUUCUGCCGACAAGCACUCAAUCCGAACGUGCAAUAACUACUCAACACCAGCGACCAUCAGGCUUCGAGAGGCCGACGUCGAUAGAUGCGGCUCGUACAAACUUGCCGCCGACCUUGCCGACAUUUACUUCUAUAGGAGCUGCUAGCGUGACGCAAGCACCGCGCUUUGUUUCUCCCUUACAAACUGGACCAUCUGGAAGUUCAUCCGUCCAAAUUCCCAGUAUCAAUGCUGGGUUAUCGCAUACCCUGACUGAGCCUCCGCAAGCGUAUGGCUUGACCGCCAGCAAUUCCAUACGAUCGCUGCCCCCACGGUCAACGAGACGCGCGAAGGCGCACGUCGCUUCAGCAUGUGUGAACUGUAAACGGAAACAUUUGGGUUGUGAUUCUGCUAGGCCCUGCCGGAGAUGCGUGCUGUCUGGAAAAGCGUCGACAUGCGUGGACGUGACGCACAAAAAACGCGGGCGGCCACCUCUCAAGGCUGAAGAAGCCCCCGUGCGAACAUUCGCUUCGGCUGAAGGAUCAAUGGCAUCGAGAGAACAGUUCCAAAUUUCGACAGCUCGCGGGCACGGCCAUUCCAGAACUUCCUCACGAGAGAUUCGUCCGAUCACUGACCUACAAUAUGCGCGGCCUCGAGGGCAUAGUACCGCAGGGCCAACCGUUGGAGCAGAAAGUAUUGCUUCACACCCUCCUCGAUGGCAGCCUCUCGUAUCACCUCAAGUAGGCCCAGGGAGUGGCAGCCAGAGACCUCUUGCAUCCCCUACAGCGGCGCCGCCGCCACCGUCGUUCACAAGAGCCAAUUAUCCCCCAAGUCCAUUUACUCAUUCGCCAGUAACGACCUUUACAAAUCCUGCUCCCGGCUCUGAGUUUCGGCCUUUGCUAAUGUACAAUGACCGUCCUCAUGCUAUCACUCCACCAACAGUCUCGCCACAACAAUACCACCAGCAUUACCCAGCACCUCUACCAUCACAUAUAAAUCCUCAAACGCCAAAUAGACCAGGAGAUACAACCGGGCCACCAAUUGAUUCCCAAGACCCUUCUAGAGACCAUGGUAUUCGACUACCGCCCAUCCUACCAUCACCAACUGCAUUUACACACGGAAGCCCAGCUCACUCCCACCAGCGCAGCGGCUCAUAUUCUGAUUUAUCAGGAUAUCAAGGCCCAAGAAGUCCACGACAGGGCACCCAAGCACAUGUCGUACCUCACGAGUCACCGCGGUCUUUUUUCGAUCCAUCGAGCCGGGUGGAGCUCCGAUCCCCAUUUCCUCCUAUGCCUCGACCUCGAACUAUGAUGUCAGCACUGGAUCAGAAAAGCCCCCUUUCCCAAGCGCAACAGUUGCAAGGUGGCACAGAGACAGCAACGGAACCAGGGCUGGAUCGCCGACGAAAAAGCGAGGCCGACACAGAGGAAAACCCGCAGCCUGCUAAGAGACGGCGAAUGGCGGUGGAUGAUAUCGUGAAUGGCUGA
This is a messenger RNA of Talaromyces rugulosus, 1626 nucleotides long. RefSeq lists its product as uncharacterized. Lineage: Eukaryota; Fungi; Ascomycota; Eurotiomycetes; Eurotiales; Trichocomaceae. Bases 1 to 1626 code for a protein of 541 amino acids. Gene Ontology annotation, molecular function: DNA-binding transcription factor activity, RNA polymerase II-specific; zinc ion binding. Gene Ontology annotation, biological process: regulation of DNA-templated transcription. The record is from RefSeq and is a predicted model, not a curated record. The transcript has 2 exons.